This is a messenger RNA of Suricata suricatta (meerkat), 767 nucleotides long. RefSeq names its product basic proline-rich protein-like. The transcript is spliced from 3 exons. Bases 25 to 576 code for a protein of 183 amino acids. Lineage: Eukaryota; Metazoa; Chordata; Mammalia; Carnivora; Herpestidae. The record is from RefSeq and is a predicted model, not a curated record.
AAAAAAAUUAAUUGGAUUCUUACCAUGUUAUUGAGGUCUCGUGGUGGGGACGUGCUGCAGGUCUUCAUGGAACGUUCUGGACCUUCCUCCUGUGCGCAGGGGAGGGAGGAGCUGGCCUGCCGAAUCAAGCGUGGAGUGUGCUCGGCUGAGGGACCCAGGCCGGGGCCCUGUCCGCACCCCGAGCGGGGAGAGCCGCUCACCAACACUGUAAGGUAUCCUUCUCAUGGGCACGGAAAGUCACUUCCUCCUUUUCCAAGGCAACUGGGACUCCCACCAGCCCACGUCACCUCUUCCGGAAUCUUCCCUCUACCGGGCCAAACAUCUGUUGAGCCCUUGCUCUGUGGCCCAGAGACCGGCGCUCCCAGUUCUGCGGCUGGUCUCCCGGGGCCGCGGUCUCUGAUGACGCUGGGGCCUCGCUGGCUGCAGUCCGACAGAUCGCGCGCUGGGCGGCCGCCGCCUCCAGGAGAAACGCUCGGUCCUCCCGGAACGGGUGACGCUCUGUCCGGCGUCCGCCGGGGCUCCGGCCUCGGGGAGCCUGCUCCACUUCCUGUCUCACACGACGACCCGGGUCAAUGAGGAGGUCCAGGCCAUGGCAGCUUCUGAAAUUAUGAGAAUUAAGAAAUCGUAUAGGGAACAAGCACAGGAAGUUCUAGAGUCGCAAAACUUGGUUUCAGUCACCCCAAAGGGGAACACCAGCGGGAAGCCACCCUCCAUUCCCCAAAUGUCUUUAUUUUACAAUGAAUUAGAGUCAAAAUUUCUGGGCGUGU